Messenger RNA from Fusarium coffeatum, 2049 nucleotides. RefSeq lists its product as uncharacterized. The coding region runs from base 1 to 2049 and encodes 682 amino acids. The transcript is spliced from 5 exons. The record is from RefSeq and is a predicted model, not a curated record. NCBI's taxonomy places the organism in Eukaryota, Fungi, Ascomycota, Sordariomycetes, Hypocreales, Nectriaceae.
AUGUCCGUUUCCGCCAAAAAGCUGUUCGGCUCUCCCUCAGAAGUUGAGCUAGACUCGCUAUCUAGCUCACCGACCCUACGAACGACCUGGCUGUCCGACAAAUUCGUGAAGUCUUCUUCAGGUUCUACCUCAAUCAAGAUCGCCUUAAUUGACGCGUGGCGCGAUAUAAGCUCUCUCGAACGAGUCGAUUCGUCUCGCUGUUGUCGUGUUGGCUGGCAGUUUCUGGCUAUCAUCUGGAUCUCGUUUUUAUUAACUUUGUUGGCAUUUCUUCCGAUUGGGCCGGCAAGUAGGAACGCUACUCCUUGCCGGCCGGACGGAGAUUUUCAAAUGGAUGCAAAUGAAAUCUUUUAUGGAGAUUUCUACUACAGUAUUGACUGGUGGGCGGCUGAAAGCUUCUUUCAAGUCACCCUCAGCUGGGGCAAGCUCACCUUUACGUCUGCUAAACUCAUCGAUGUGGUGUGGGACUUGGUCGUUGGUAGGGGAGGUCAGUUUAUCAUGUCUUUCGUGACCUGGCAGGUAUUUACCCAAUACCUGGAGGUAUCUAUUGCAAGCAAGCCGGCUACUUACGCCACGGUUUGGCUUGUAAGGUUUCGCCAAGAUACAUCUGUUCUAUCUAUGAUCCGUCUGAUCGCCCAAUUCUUUCGACAGGGACUUGCAUCGAAAGCUGCAAUGUCUGUCAUGAUCAUGACUUUGUCAUUACUUCUCGCAUUUCCCACUAUUGCAGGCUCAAUGACUGGAUAUACUACUUUUAACGAUCCUUACAUGACCUCUAGCAGUGGAAAGCUAUUUCCCUUCGCCAAAGUACGUCCAGUAGCCUACAUCAUACACGACGGAAAGAGGACUUCGGAAUUUGACGAUGGCCACAUUGUAUAUUGGAUAGGAGGAGGUUCUUCUGGAAAUAUCUAUCCCGGAUCGAGGAUGUUUGAACAAUGCUUCAAGGAACGAAAAGCAUUCAAAGAUGAAUGCCAGCUACAAGGGGAUGUGUCGCAGUACGUUCAGCAGUAUGGCUUCAACGGCUCUAGUAACAACACAAGUGAGACCCAUAACAAGACGACGACGUUCCGUGGACAGACCAUAGAUUGGCCACCCCUCAACAUCUCUGCAUACGAUCUUCCAAAUCCUUUCUAUUGGGGCUGGACGGACAAAGAAGAGGGAUAUUACGACAACGGUCCAUUCAGAGGUGGUCCCGAGACGCUAUAUCUCGUUGACAGCGACUUGUACACCCCAUCUCAACUAGAACAUAAUGGCGUUUGUCAACCGACAACGGGAGAGGACUCAGGACAACUGUAUCAAUGGGGUUUCUCGUUUUUACAGCUGUACACUGUAGUAAUUCUACUCCUACUAUGGUCCCUGGCUCUCAUGAUCCUGUGGAAGAAAACGCAUGAAACACUGAAAUUGAACAGUCGUGAAACUGCAUCUCGCCAAUGGAAAGGCCUUCUGGAGCUGACCGAUACCAUCCGAUGCCAACUGAAACAGGCUGACAUAGACAUCGACAAUCUUUCAGACAAUCAGCUCGAGAACGAAAUUCAAACGGUCUUGAACGGCGGGUCUGUGUCUUCAGAGUACCUUUCUGUAAAGUCAUUCAGUUUCUGGCGCUGGCUGGGAACGAAGAAGUGGUGGAUUGUUCGAGUCUUCUUCAUCGCGGGACUACUCGUAGAAGAGCACAUGAUCAGGCCUAUAGGACCCCGCGACAACGAAGAAUGGUUGAGCUACUUCCAAAUACUGAUAUUCCCGCCAUUGUAUGCGACGAUGUGCUUGAUAGUGGCUCUUACGUUUGGCAACAGUUUGAAGCAGAAGGUGGUUCUAUUCACAGUGGGAUGUGUAGUUUGCAUUCCUUUCUUCUUCUAUAGUUACGUCCAUCGGGACGCACUUCUACCUGGAAUUGCUUUUGGAUUAUGUUUGGCGUUGGCACUGGGGUCUACAAAUGGAAGUCGGUGGGUUUUAUUUGGUGUGCCUUUUACUUGUAACUAUAUUGUUGUUUUCUUUUCGUUCUUUGCUGGAUUCCAUCUUCCGAAAGCUGUUGGCGGCUCUAGCUCUUCCUUUGCCUGA